UGACGAUUUGCCUGCGUCACUUCCUGUUCCGCCUCCAUCUUGCUCAGAUCGGCGUCAUUUUGACCGACUCUUGCGCAUGGUUUUCGGCCAAAUCUCGACGGGCAGGAACACAUCAAAGCGCCGACGGGCAAGGUGGUGGGCCGGCCACCGGCCCCUGGCUGUAGGAUGAACACGAGUGGUGGGGAGCUGACGCCAUCCCUGAGCGUAGCUGUGGUGAGCCACUCGAUGAUGUCGGCCGACGACCUGAGUGAUCCGCCUUCGAGUCCCGACAGCCCCUUUGACGACUCGGACCUGCUGUCCUCGUCCACGGUAGCCGACGAUGUUACCACGCAGCUUGCAGCAGCAGGUCCUAUUGGGGUAGCUGCAGCUGCAGCCAUAGCCACAGGAAAGAAACGCAAGCGGCCGCACACCUUUGAAACAAACCCUUCCAUUCGCAAGCGCCAGCAGACCCGCCUUCUCAGGAAGCUGAAGGCAACCAUUGAUGAGUACACGACACGUGUUGGACAACAAGCUGUGGUUUUGGCAGUUACACCUGGCAAGCCCCAGAACCAUUUUAAGGUGUUUGGAGCACAUCCUCUGGAGACGGUGGUGCGUGCCUGUCGGGGUGUGCUGGUUGGUGAGCUGGAGGCUGCCCUAGCCCAACAGGCCCCACCACAAGCCCAGGACGACCCAACUCUGCACGAGCUGCCACCCCUGGUCGUCGAUGGCAUCCCCACGCCGGUUGAGAAGAUGACCCAGGCACAGCUGCGAGCCUUCAUCCCGCUGAUGCUGAAGUACUCGACUGGGCGGGGCAAGCCAGGCUGGGGCAAGGAGUCGACCCGGCCCCUCUGGUGGCCCAGUGACCUUCCCUGGGCCAAUGUCCGCAGCGAUGCACGCUCCGAGGAGGACAAACAGAAGCAGGUGUCGUGGACGCACGCCCUGCGCCAGAUAGUGAUCAACUGCUACCGCUUCCAUGGCCGAGAGGAUCUGCUGCCAGCCUUCGAAGAGGAUGACAAGGACAAAAGCAGCAAGAGCCCCACACCGCAACUUAGCCAGCAGCCAGUCACCGAGGCCCUGUCGGCUACUGCACCUACCGUUCGCAUUGAAAAGGCGCUGUACACCAGCCCGCUUGCCCACUACACACCCACAAUGGUGCAGACUAUCAACAACCCUGACGGCACAGUCUCCAUCAUCCACGUGGACCCAGGAAGUGCCCUGCUCACGCUACCAGACGGCACGCAGGCACAAGUCCGCACUGUCAGCACGAUGGGUGAUGCCGAGGGUGGCCAGGCAGUGACACCGAUCAGUGCAGUGAACAUGGAGCUGAACAGUGAGGCUGCUGCACAAGCAGUGGCCACCCUGGCCGAGGCGACCAUCAACCACGACGGCCAGAUUAUCCUCACGGGCGAGGAUGGCACCCAGAGUGCGUUCCCGGUGUCUGGUAUGGUUACCAUACCUGUGUCCAUGUAUCACGGCAUGCAAGUCACCAUGGCGCCCGUCGUGUCAGCUGAGGCUGCCGGUGCCGAAGGAACGGCCGACACAGUGGAGGUUCUAGCUGUCCCAGUGAGCACAACACAAGUGGACUGACUCUGUGGUGUGCCAUGUGUUGCCAAAGCACGGAAACUGUCACUGGCGAAUCGAAGUGACAGGGUGGCAUUUCUUUGUGGUCAUACUGUGCUACUUGUGAGGUGCUGGCCAUCUUUUGCAGUAUACAUGCAUGUUGUAACAUAAUGUCCUCAUUACUUGCUUGGUGUGUUUUUAUGGCCUGGCCUUCGUCCCUGGAUGAUUGAGACAAUUGCUCAACAACCUCACAGGGUCGCCAUCCUCGCUAUGAGGGAGGGUGUGCGUCAUCUCUAGUCUGCCAAAGACUCUCUGUGUGUGACAGUGUAUUUAUUGAUAAGCGUGUGUAUGAACUUGCCAUGAAAAUGUGCUUCACGUGUUGUUUGUGCACCCUGUACAGACCUAGGAUUUCAUUUGCUUUGUGAUAUUACGCAAUACCGAGAAACUCAUUUUUCUAAGUGUACGGCCCUCCAUAACACAAUUGUUGUUGAUGAUUUGUAAAACAUGUAUUGUUUUCAUUUGGAACUGGAGCAAUGAUUUGUCACUGUUGUUCUCUCCUUAGCAUCAUUCAAAGGCCAUGCUUAGUGCCCAAAUUUCGGCUUUUGUGUCUGCUUGUUAAUAUUAAGCUUCUGUGAAAUAAAGCCCGAUCAUGAACAGCAUACGUGGCUUUUUGUUAGAGAGCUAUGACUAAGGUUUAACACUUAAUUGCCUGUUUUUGUUAUCUUGCUCAAGCAUCAUUGGUCUGAUAGUUGGAAUAUCUAGCAAUAAAAGAGGUCGCAGUUGCUUGCA
This is a messenger RNA of Rhipicephalus microplus (southern cattle tick), 2328 nucleotides long. RefSeq names its product nuclear respiratory factor 1. Gene Ontology annotation, biological process: regulation of transcription by RNA polymerase II. Gene Ontology annotation, molecular function: DNA-binding transcription factor activity. The record is from RefSeq and is a predicted model, not a curated record. NCBI's taxonomy places the organism in Eukaryota, Metazoa, Arthropoda, Arachnida, Ixodida, Ixodidae.